AUGGACAAAGAGACAAAGCAAAACAUCUACAAGAAGAUAGACAACAUAGUCAAAAACGUUGCGUUUCCUGCAUGGAUGAUGUCUGAUACCGACCUCGAGAAGUAUUAUGAAGCAUUAUCGGUGAAAAUAGUCCAAGAGAAUAACUUUAUGACAAAUGUAAUUUCACUGAACGAAUUCCUUGCGAAACAACAGAUAGACCUGUUUUUUAACCGACCGAACAGACACCAGUUUGGCGGGUCGCCUAUCGCCGCCAAUGCAUGGUAUUCCAGUCAGUACAAUUCGUUAACGAUUCCGAUGGCGCUAAUGAACCCUGGACUAUUCGCAAUCAAUUUUCCAAUGGCAACAAACUACGGGGCGCUUGGAAGCAUCAUCGGCCAUGAAUUGGUCCACGCGUUCGAUGGCAAGGGCAUACAAUUUUAUUACAAUGGAAGCCUGCACCGGUGGAUGAGCGAUUAUUCUCUGAGAGGUUUCAAUAACGUUCGAUCGUGUCUGAUAGAGCAGUACGACGAAUUCUGCUAUUUUCCAAGCGAUGUGUGUGUCAACGGCACAAGGACAGUGAACGAGAACAUUGCGGACAUCGGUGGUCUGCAGGCCGCCUAUUAUGCCUACCAGCACUACGUCAAAGUCCAUGGCGAAGAGUCAAGGAUCGCAGGCCUGGAGCAGUACUCGAUGGAGCAGAUAUUCUUUCUUUCCUUUGCCCACAAUUGGUGUGAAUACCAGACGAAAGAAGAACUGCGGCGAAAUCUCAAAGACGUCCACAGCCCUCCUGAUGCCAGGGUAAUAAUUCCACUCAGAGACUUCGAGCCUUUCGGUCGCGCGUUCAAUUGUCGGAUCGGGGACCGUAUGAGGCCCAAGGUGCACUGCAAUGCCUAUUAAUU
Molecule: messenger RNA, 878 nt
Organism: Soboliphyme baturini
Lineage: Eukaryota; Metazoa; Nematoda; Enoplea; Dioctophymatida; Soboliphymatidae
Source: the annotation of a GenBank genome assembly